This is a messenger RNA of Gryllus bimaculatus (two-spotted cricket), 989 nucleotides long. Lineage: Eukaryota; Metazoa; Arthropoda; Insecta; Orthoptera; Gryllidae. The record is from the annotation of a GenBank genome assembly.
CUUUUCUCAAUGCAUGAGUAGCGAUUUCAUAAAAAAAUUAAGAGAAUAGUGACCGUCGUGUACAGUUCAUGCACUUUGCGCCACUCUCGCCAACGCUUGCAUCAAAACAUGACGCUGAUAAGAGUGAAAUCUUAGAGUUUGAGGUAUUACUUAUAUUACUUUUCAUGAUAGGCAUCUUGAAGAGGUGCCUUUCCAUUAUGGCAGGUGAAGAUGUGAUUCGAGGGCUGGCUGAUGUCCGUGGAAAAUUGGAAAAUGCCGUUCAAAAGUUAAGUUAUAAACCACACUCUGAACCCAGAUUAGUUGCAGUUUCAAAGACAAAGCCAAAGGAACUUGUGAUUGCUGCAUAUGAUGCUGGCCAGAGACAUUUUGGAGAGAACUAUGUUCAGGAACUUGCAGAGAAAGGAAGUGAUCCAGAGAUUUUGGAGAGGUGCCCUGAUAUAAAAUGGCAUUUCAUUGGGCACUUGCAGAGCAAUAAGGUGUCAAAAGUACUGUCAGUGCCUAAUCUCCAUAUGAUAGAAACAGUUGAUUCUGAAAAGCUUGCAACAACUGUAAAUCAGAAUUGGGGAAAACUUGGAAAAGACUAUAAUUUAAAAAUAAUGGUGCAAGUGAAUACCAGCAAGGAAGAAGGUAAAAGUGGCUGCUCUACCGACUGUGCAAAAAAAGUAGUUGAACAUGUUUUAAACAAUUGUCCAAACCUAGAAUUUGUUGGUUUAAUGACUAUUGGGAUGUAUGGCUAUGAUGUCAGUUUGGGUCCAAAUCCAGAUUUUAUUAUUGAAAUGGGCAGUACCAAUGUAAGGGUUGGGAGCUUGAUAUUUGGGGCUCGUGAGAAGAAGUAAAUAGUAAUAUUCCAUGACCAAAAAGCUGUUGAAUUGAACAUCUUUUUAAAAGUUUAUUUUAUAAACUUUACAGUGUACAAUGUGUAUGUCAAAUUUAUGUAAUAUAUUAUUGAAGUUGGAGCUGAUAAAUAUCAAAAGUAAAUGUUUAAAAAC